CGUCCAUUUCUGUAACAAACAGGUUUACACAAGUUACAACACCAAUAGUCCAGAGUUCCCCCACUGGUAAAAGCAUUUUCACAACUCCAACAGUAAUUUCUACUGGUGCGCCUUUCCAGUUGUUUUCAACUGGCAUGACUGCACCACUGACUAAAACACCAACAAUCCAGAAUUCCUCCAAUACUACAAGCAUGACAACACAAUCCUUAUCUACAACAGCUACAAGGAUGUCAUCAACAAGCAUGCGUACAACACCAACUACAACAUCAACAGUGCAUAGUUCCCCCACCGUUACAAGCAUAUCCACAAAUACGUCAACAACAAUUUCUGCUGGUACACCUUCACCAACUUUUUCAACCAAUAUGCCUGCACAACCAACAAUCACACCAUUAAGCCUCAUUUCCUCCACAAGUAAAAUCAUGUCAACAAGUACAGCCACAACUUCAACAAUAUAUUCUGCUAGACCUUCAAUAUCUUCAACAAGCAGGUUUACAAAACAAGUUACUUCAACAACAGUCCAGAGUUCCCCCACUGGUAAAAGUAUACCCACAACUCCAACAACAAUGUCUACACAUUCUCCAACAUUUUCAACGGGCAGGACUACACCACUGACUGAAAAAUCUUCCUUCCAGAAUUCCUCUAAUAUUACAAAUAUGUCUUCAACUCCAACAUUACAAACAUCUACAACUCCAUCAAUGACUGCUCCAACAUCCACAACAAUGAAAACAAGCAUCCUUACUCUUAAUCCUGGAUGUAAUUGUCAUUGGUCAGAUUGGAACGACUUUGGUGGCCCAACAACAGGUCUUGAUGGUGGUGAAAUAGUAUCUAUUGAAAGAAUAUAUGACACCUCUGCUACCAUCUGCUCAGCACUGAAGGAAGUACAAUGCCGUGCAAAACGUUAUCCUGGAGUUCCUCUUUCACAGCUUGGACAGGUUGUGAAAUGCAAUACGAACGAUGGACUAGUUUGCUUGAACAAACACCAAGGCCUUGUACAGCAAUGUUAUGACUAUGAGAUUAGAGCAUUGUGUUGUGAUGAAAACUGUGGCAACAUCACAACAAAUUCCUUAACUACAGCUGCUACAACAAUAUCAUCAACAAGCAUACAUAUACCACCAAGUACGACAUCAACAGGCCAAAGUUCCUCCACCGUUAUAGGCAUAUUUACAGAUCCAUCAACAACAAUUUCUACUGCUACACCUUCACCAACCUUUUCAACUAGCAUGCCUACACCACCAACUAAGACACCAACAAAUCUUAUUUCCUCAAAAAGUACAAGCAAAUCAACAACUUCUGUAACAACGUCAACAAUGUUUUCUUCAAUACCUUCAGUGUCUUCCACAAGCAGGUUGACACAACAAUUUACCACACCAAAAGUCCAGAGUUCCCCUACUGGUAAAACCAUAUCCACAACUCCAAUAAAAAUCUCUACAGGUACACCUUCGACAUUGUUUUCACCUGGUGUAACUACUACACCACCGACAACAACAUCAACAAGCUUUAUUUCUUACACAAGUAAAAGCAUAUCAACUACCUCAACAAAGUUUUCUCCUACACCGUCCAUUUCUGUAUCAAACAGGUUUACACAAGUUACAACAUCAACAGUCCAGAGUUCCCCCACUGGUAAAAGCAUUUUCACAACUCCAAAAGUAAUUUCUACUGGUGCGCCUUUCCAAUUGUUUUCAACUGGCAUGACUGCACCACUGACUAAAACACCAACAAUCCAGAAUUCCUCCAAUACUACAAGCAUGACAACACAAUCCGUAUCUACAACAGCUACAAGGAUGUCAUCCACAAGCAUGCGUACAACACCAACUACAACAUCAACAGUGCAUAGUUCCCCCACCGUUACAAGCAUAUCCACAAAUACGUCAACAACAAUUUCUGCUGGUACACCUUCACCAACUUUUUCAACCAAUAUGCCUGCACAACCAACAAUGACACCAUUAAGCCUCAUUUCCUCCACAAGUAAAAUCAUGUCAACAAGUACAGCCACAACUUCAACAAUAUAUUCUGCUAGACCUUCAAAAUCUUCAACAAGCAGGUUUACAAAACAAGUUACAUCAACAACAGUCCAGAGUUCCCCCACUGGUAAAAGUAUACCCACAACUCCAACAACAAUGUCUACACAUUCUCCAACAUUUUCAACGGGCAGGACUACACCACUGACUGAAAAAUCUUCCUUCCAGAAUUCCUCUAAUAUUACAAAUAUGUCUUCAACUCCAACAUUACAAACAUCUACAACUCCAUCAAUGACUGCUCCAACAUCCACAACAAUGAAAACAAGCAUCCUUACUCUUAAUCCUGGAUGUAAUUGUCAUUGGUCAGAUUGGAACGACUUUGGUGGCCCAACAACAGGUCUUGAUGGUGGUGAAAUAGUAUCUAUUGAAAGAAUAUAUGACACCUCUGCUACCAUCUGCUCAGCACUGAAGGAAGUACAAUGCCGUGCAAAACGUUAUCCUGGAGUUCCUCUUUCACAGCUUGGACAGGUUGUGAAAUGCAAUACGAACGAUGGACUAGUUUGCUUGAACAAACACCAAGGCCUUGUACAGCAAUGUUAUGACUAUGAGAUUAGAGCAUUGUGUUGUGAUGAAAACUGUGGCAACAUCACAACAAAUUCCUUAACUACAGCUGCUACAACAAUAUCAUCAACAAGCAUAAAUAUACCACCAAGUACGAUAUCAACAGGCCAAAGUUCCUUCACCGUUAUAGGCAUAUUUACAGAUCCAUCAACAACAAUUUCUACUGCUACACCUUCACCAACCUUUUCAACUAGCAUGCCUACACCACCAACUAAGACACCAACAAAUCUUAUUUCCUCAAAAAAAUUCCUCCAAUACUACAAGCAUGACAACACAAUCCGUAUCUACAACAGCUACAAGGAUGUCAUCAACAAGCAUGCGUACAACACCAACUACAACAUCAACAGUGCAUUGUUCCCCCACCAUUACAAGCAUAUUCACAAAUACGUCAACAACAAUUUCUGCUGGUACACCUUCACCAACUUUUUCAACCAAUAUGCCUGCACAACCAACAAUGACACCAUUAAGCCUCAUUUCCACGACAAGUACACCUUUAUCCUCUUUUUCAUCUGGCAUAACUACUACGCCAUUGAUUACAACAUCAACAAGCCUUAUUUCCUACACAACUACAAGGAUGUCAUCAACAAGUGUGCAUAUAACACCAGCUAUAACAUCUACAGUCAUGCCUACAACUUCAUCUACGACAUCAUUAAGCCUUACUUCCUCCACAAGUACAAGCAUGCCAACAAGUUCAGCAACAACUUCAACAAAGUUUUCUGCUACACCUCCAAUUUCUUCAACAAGCAGGUUGACACAAGUUACAACACCAACAGUCCAGAGUUCCCCCACUGGUAA
This is a messenger RNA of Rhinichthys klamathensis goyatoka, 3374 nucleotides long. Its product is annotated as mucin-5B-like. The record is from RefSeq and is a predicted model, not a curated record. NCBI's taxonomy places the organism in Eukaryota, Metazoa, Chordata, Actinopteri, Cypriniformes, Leuciscidae. The transcript is spliced from 5 exons. The coding region runs from base 135 to 3374 and encodes 1079 amino acids.